AUUUCUUAUGUAUAAUAGGACACACAGAGAGCGAGUAAUGGAACAUGAACUCAUCAACCCAUCAACUCAUCAUGAACGGAGCUUUAGAGCUAUAUCAACCAGACAUACUUGAAACUUCUAUUCUAAGACCCACUUCUGUCAACCUCCCAGGAACCCCUCCAGAUUUCAUCAUGACGAAUACGAAAGACAGUACGCAAAAACCUCAAGGCUCUACCAGGCUUAAAACUUUGAUCAAAAGCCUCAAGACUUUGGUUCAUUCGAAGAAGAGCCUUCCGACUGAGAAAUUAGAGCAACGCCAAGAGGCCACAAUCAAGAAAGAAGCAAAGACACUGGAGAAGGCCAAAGCAAAGAAGGCUAGGGCAGAAGCUCGCGAAGCUAGCCGGGAAGAACGCAGUGUCGCUUACAGACGAUCAAGCUCGACAUAUAAAUCCGAUCCAAAUGCGUGGUUGAUGAUGACUACUUUCGACACUAGUGGAGGGAGAUGUUAUGACGGUGGAUGUUACUGUGAUUAG
Colletotrichum acutatum is the source of this 512-nucleotide messenger RNA. RefSeq lists its product as uncharacterized. The transcript has a single exon. The record is from RefSeq and is a predicted model, not a curated record. The coding region runs from base 45 to 512 and encodes 155 amino acids. Lineage: Eukaryota; Fungi; Ascomycota; Sordariomycetes; Glomerellales; Glomerellaceae.